Bradysia coprophila is the source of this 831-nucleotide messenger RNA. Its product is annotated as ejaculatory bulb-specific protein 3-like. NCBI's taxonomy places the organism in Eukaryota, Metazoa, Arthropoda, Insecta, Diptera, Sciaridae. The record is from RefSeq and is a predicted model, not a curated record.
GUACAUUAGUUCAAUGUCAAUUUGUAGUUGCAUGAAGUAAUACACAUAAAUCUUGAAGGAAAAACAGUAACGAAACUUCAUCGACUGAAGCACUUUAUUUGAAAUAAUAAUUUAAAAAAGGAAAAUUUGCAAUCAAUUUGUUCGUUGCAUUGACUAGUUAAACAUUAGGAAAUCAUUUUUAGAAGAUGAAAUACUUAGUCGCUUUCGCAUUCGUUGCCGUUGUUGCCAUGGCUGCAGCAAGGCCUGAAGAUAAAUACACCACCAAAUACGAUGGUGUUGAUGUUGACGAAAUUCUCAAGUCUGAUCGCCUGUUCAACAAUUACUUCAAAUGUUUGAUGGAUAAGGGAAAAUGUACCCCAGAUGGUAGCGAAUUGAAACGUGUAUUGCCCGAUGCAUUGAAGACCAAUUGCAGCAAAUGCAGUGAAAAGCAGAAGACAGGCACCGAACAUGUUAUCAAAUUCUUGAUUGACAACAAGCCAGCACAAUGGGAACAACUACAGAGCAAAUACGAUCCGGAACACAUUUACACCACUAUGUUCCGAGAUGAAGCUAAGAACCAUGGUAUCAAUGUCUAAAUAAUGUUUUAACGGAAAGAAAUAACCAAACCGAAAAUGAUUGCAUGUAUUUAUGAUGAUGUGAGUGCUCUUGCUAUUAGUUUAUAACUUAUUUAUGUUUCAUUAAGUUAAGACAAUGCCAAACAGCUAACGUAUAAAAUGAACUAUUAUUUGGUCAGACAUGAAACAUUUAUUGUUUAGCACCCCCAAUUUUUGUAAUACAUUUGUUAUGAUAGAUGUGUAAUAUUUUUCAAAUAAAAAACCAAUCCUAGGAAAA